CCGGGUCACCGUAUCCGCACAAGUGACCGAAUCAGCUGAUCACUUUCGCUGUCAAUCAAUUCCCAGAAAUGAUAUCUAAGAUAUUUCGUACAAUAAUUAUUGGACCCCCUGGUUCUGGUAAAGGAACUAUUUCAACGCGAAUAGUGAAGGAUUUUGGCAUGAAACACUUAUCAAGUGGCGAUAUUUUACGUAAACAGAUAUUGGAUGGUACAGCUGCGGGAUCAACAGCUAAACAGUUUAUAGAUAAAGGUCAACUAGUCCCAGAUAAUGUAAUGGUACAACUUAUUAUUAAUGAACUCAAAAAAAUUCAAGGCAACAGCUGGCUGUUAGAUGGUUUUCCCAGAACAUUGACACAAGCCAAAUCUUUAUAUGAAGAGGAACCAGUAGAUGUCGUUGUAAAUUUAAAUGUACCAUUUAAUGUGAUUAUUGAGAGAAUAGAGAAACGAUGGACACAUAUACCCAGUGGUAGAAUCUAUCAUACAGAGUUUAAUCCACCAAAAUUGCAGGGUAAAGAUGAUAAAACUGGUGACGAUCUGAUACAGCGAGAUGAUGAUAAACCAGAAACUGUUCGUAAACGUCUAGAAACAUUUCAAAACCUUACACAACCUGUCUUAGAAUUUUAUAGAUCAAAAAAUAUUCUUGCUGAAUUCACUGGAAGUUAUUCUAAUGAAAUCUGGCCAGAAGUUCACAAGUUAUUGUCCACCUAUAAAUCUCCUCUACAGUAUACAGAAUAUAAGUAAUUUUAUACCCGUUAUAAAUAUCUAUCGGUGCUUAUUGUGCACACCAAAUUCUAUGUUAUAAUAAAUCUAAUCAUUUCAACCAUGAGUCUGAUAACAACAUCUUUGGUUGUGAUAGAUUUAUGAUAUUUAUAAAAAACUUACUGUGAUAUUAUAAACAUGAUUGAUUUCAAAUUGGUCAGUAGAUUUUGUGACAUUUUAACUUUAUCUUGAAUUCUUUUAAUAGAACUUUAAAUUUUAGUCAUUAAAAUGUGUUCAUCUUUGAAUCCGGUAACAAGAAAACUUUUAAAAAAUGAAUUAUCAUAUUUUUAGAAACACCAUUAAUAUAUAGAUAGCCCUUUUACAAAAUAUUUGUAUUAAAAAUAUGAUGUUCUAUGUCAUUGUUGGCAAAGGUUCCUUUUUUUAUACGCCCCCAUUUUCAUGCGGACGUAUAUUGUCGUCGCCCCUGUCUGUUCAGACAUCCUCCCAUCCGUUCACAUUUUUUCUUUGUGGACACUAUACAGGUCACAAUUUUUAUCCAAUUUUGACGAAACUUCAAAAAUAUAGGUUUAUAUCCCAAAGAUAUCGGACAGGACCUUCCUGAAUUAUGACCCAUAAUUGUACGAAAAAUCAGGUUUUUAACUUGUGGACAUUCUCUAGAGGUCACAAUUUUUAUCCGAUUUCGAUGAAACUUAAAAUAUAUGUUCAUAUAUCGUUUAUAUCCCAAAGGUCUGUGUUCCUUUCGAUACGGAUGAGGGCCUGACAAGGACAGCUGUCUAGUCGCUCGGAUGGGAUGAAAAACUGAGGUCCCGUGUACACAUUGGCGUGCACGUAAAAGUUCCCUUGACAGUUGGAAUUGAGUAGGCAGCAGUGCCGCUGUCCGGGCAAAAUUUCACGUCUUCAUAAGCCCACUGCGGAGCAGAACAGUAGGAUGUUAAACCUGUAUCGGACUGUAACUUCCUUGAUUAUGGUCCCUGAUUGUACGAAAAAUCGCUUUUUCUUUUUAGCUUGUUCUCUGUCCAUCUCUUGCAAAAUGUGGGGAUAUCUUGCAUGGCAUUUGCUUGUUCUUCUCUAAGACAGAUUAAUCAAGUUGUAAGAAAAUAACAAAUGUAAGUUCAAAUUUAGAAAGUAUUUGUACAAGGUAACGGUAUGUCAAUAUUUGUAAACUUGAUAUACCAGUAGUUUAUGAUUGGCAGUAUGUGGUGUAAAGGUCAACACAAGCCUUUCUGGGCUUAUUGUCAUUUUUUGUAUCUGAAUACCAAUCAAUUACCAUGUAACAAAUUAAAUCAAGAGCCAUAAAAACUUCAAGGAUUAUGUAGAAGUGAUAAUAAGUACUGGUCUACCACUCUGUCAUAAAAUUAUUAUGCUUUUCAUAGCAAUAAUAUCUCAAAACAUACAUUAGAAAAUGUUUUUAAAUUAAUUUUAUUUGUAAUAUUAGUUGUUGGUCCCCUUUUUUACAAAUAUGUUUAAAAAUUUGCUCAAUUUAUCGAGGCUCAGAAGUUAUUUAACAGAAAUCAUGUUUAUUGUUAUAUUAAAAGAGUUCUACCAUUUCUUUAUAAUCAGUUAUAUCAAAUAUGGUCGCUUGCAUUCUUUCAGAAACACAAUUAUUGUCCCCGGCCUAUCGAAGAAAGCAGGGGACUUUUAAAAGGGGUUCGUCCUUCUGUCUGUCUGUCUGUCCGUCUGUCUGUCGCACCUUUUGGGACACAAUAACUCUCCUUCUAAUUGAGCUAGAAUGUUCAAACUUGGUGUGGGUAUUUAUUAAGUCAAUACCUUGAUGGAGUUCAAAGAUGAACAUUUUCUGCUUAGGGUAAGCAGAGAUAAGCAAUUUGAUUGGUUGAUGCUUUGGAACACGAUAACAUUAGUUCUAAUUAAGUGAGAGUGAUGAAAUUUGGUGUAUAGUUUUAUUACAUCAAUACCUUGACUAAGUUUGAUAAUGAGCAUUUUCUGCUCAGGGUAAGCGGAGCGAUAAGCAAUUUGAUUGGUGGAUACUGUGAAACACAAUAACUCUCCUUCUAAUUGAGGUAGAAUGUUCAAACUUGUUGUAGGUGUUUAUUAGGUGAAUGCCUUGAUGGAAUUCGAUGAUAAACAUUGUCUGCUUAUAAUUAUGGUAAGCAGAGAUAAGCAAUCUGAUUGAUGCUUUGGGGCACAAUAACUUUGGUUUUAUUUAAGUGAAAGUGAUGAAACUUGGGAUAUGUAUUCCUUAUAACCUAAGGAAGACAACUGCAUGUCCCAACCCCCAGGGACAGAGCCACGCCCAAUUUUUGUGUUUAUCGUUUACAGUCCGCAAUUCUGAAUGGAUCAACUUGGCAUAUGUGAUCCUUGUAACCUGAGGGCGUCAACUAUUGAUUUUGGUGAAUGCCCCAACCUCCAGGGGCAGAGCCACGCCCAAUUUUUUCCUUUAGCACCCAAAGGCCUCAAUUCUGAAUGGUAAACUUAUACCCUAAGGACGGCAACUAUUGAUGUUGGUGCACAACCCCCUCCCCCACCCCCACUCCCUGCCCUUUCAGCGGUGCCACACCCACUUUUUGUUGAUAUUUUGUCUGUAAAUGAUAUACAGGUUGCAAUUAUUAAUAGAUUUGGAUCCAAUUCGGAAUGAUCCAGCAUAGGGUUGUACCUAUAUAUAUUGGUCUAUGUCCAACAACCAGGGGCAGAGCCACGCCCAAUUUUUGUAUUUUUUGUCUACAGGCUGGAAUUCUUAAUGGAUCAUCUUGGAUCUUGGCAUAUUUAUUCCUUAUACUGUAAGGAUAGCAACUAUUUUUUUUGGUGCAUGCCCCGACCCCCAGGGAUGUGGUACCACACCCUCUUUUUUGUUAGUUUUUAUCGGUAAAUACUCUAUAGGUUGCAAUUAUUAACAGAUUUUGUUCAAAUUCAGCAUAUGAAUCAUUUCAAUAACAGGAUGGUACCUAUUUACAUUGUUCCAAAUCAAAACCCCAGGGGCGGAGCCAUGCCCAAUUUUUGUAUUUACCGUCUACAGACUGCAAUUCUGAAUGGAUCAUCUUGGAACUUUGGAUAUUUAUUCCUUAUACCGUAACGACAGCAACUAUUUAUUUUGGUGCAUGCUCCGAUUCCCUGGGGCAUUUUCACAGCCACUUUUUUGUUAAUAUUUUGUCUGUAAAUUUGGCAUAACAAACCCAACGCCUAGCCUUCUUUGCCUCUUGUCAUAUUACAGCCAUUUCAUAUUUCAUUCUCUUUAUUUUAAAAAGUACCAUAUCAAUCAAAGUAGGAAUGUGGACGUAUAUUGAGGCAUUAGCAAUGCUCUUGUUGUUGUUUUUUUAUCAGAAAAAAUAGUGUAUAUACAUGUACUAGACCUUUUAUGAAGCAUUUACUUUUAUAUGACAAUAGCUAAUUAUGUGGAAAUAAUAAACAAUCUUUAUUAAAAUACAUUAGGAAGAAAUUACAUGCUUGUUGUAAAAAGACGGUUAUAAGUAGGUCUUAUUUAGAUCAAUCAUACUUUUUAAAAUGUUUUUCUUUUAAUCACUGUAUGACUUAAACUGUAAUCUAAUUAUUCUCUUUCUAAAAUAUAUGCAAAUAAGCAUUAGCACUCUGAAGGUCUUGACCAGUUGAUAAAACAAUAAUUUUCGAUUUGGAGUGAUUUGACUAUACACUUACAUUGUAAAUUUCAAAUUAGAUUGUAUGCAAAAUUUGGGACAGUUCUGCCAAGCCAUCACUGGCAUGUCAAUUUAAGAGUUGUACCAAUUUAUUAGUGAUUAGAGUUUAAAAUACAAUAUGUGACACUGUGUACCUAUAUUUAGAUAUACUGAUGGGCAAUAAGUUACAGGAUAAUUGAAUAUAAGAAAAUAUGAUAUACUGUAAUUAGGUAUGUUGUUAUUUUAUAUAUUUCAUAUACAUAAACUGAUUCAUCCAUUAUAAUUUUUAUAAACUUUUUGUAUACAUUGAUGAUUUUAAUAAAUAAUAGUCCUGUU
Molecule: messenger RNA, 4639 nt
Organism: Patella vulgata (common limpet)
Lineage: Eukaryota; Metazoa; Mollusca; Gastropoda; Patellidae
Product: GTP:AMP phosphotransferase AK3, mitochondrial
Exons: 5
Coding region: 69-740 (223 amino acids)
Biological process (GO): nucleobase-containing compound metabolic process
Cellular component (GO): mitochondrion; cytoplasm
Molecular function (GO): AMP kinase activity; ATP binding
Source: RefSeq, a predicted model, not a curated record